Molecule: messenger RNA, 4258 nt
Organism: Apis cerana (Asiatic honeybee)
Lineage: Eukaryota; Metazoa; Arthropoda; Insecta; Hymenoptera; Apidae
Product: calmodulin
Cellular component (GO): myosin II complex
Molecular function (GO): calcium ion binding
Source: RefSeq, a predicted model, not a curated record
UCGCGUUUAGAUAACCGCCGUUUCUUGCACCGCUGGUCCUCCGCGCUUCAUUUUUUGCACCGAUUUUCGAGUUUCGGCCGAAGGAAUUUUAAUUACGCGGCUAAUUAAAGACAACCGUCCGAUAACGGUUAAUAGGGGAGGAAAAAAAAGGAAGGAAUGGCUAACGAGCGAUUACGGAGGAAGGAUUAAAACCGCUUUUAUAAUUAGGUAUCGAAGACACGCCCUUUUAUGCGGUCGGCGAAGACGAGGCAGAAACGAGAAAUCCGCGCUCGGAUCGAGGAUCGAGGAUGGAAUUUGAACCUCUCCCCCUUCUCCCCCUUGGAAAAUAGUCUACGUUCGCCUUGUCCACAAUGGGCGGCAGCGAUGAAAUGUAAUUUAAAUCGGCGCACGAUCCGAGGAAUCGUCGAAAUUCGGAGGACACAAAACUGUCACGGGCGAUCGGCCAUCGCGUGACGAGUUAACGAGAAUUCGAUUUUAUCGCCGCUCUUUUGCAACGAUGGAGCCAAGAGUUUUCAUUCGUGGCCUUUUGUUGUAAAAAUUCACUUAUAAAAAAAAUAGAGGGAGAAGAGGGAAGAGAAAAAAAAGAAGGAAAAGGGAAAAAAGAAAUUUUCAAACUUUCUCCGUCGGUUCGCUUUAAAAUUCGAAAGUCCUCCUCCUCACUGAUGUUCCGUGUAAUUUUCUAGAUCCGUUAAAGCUACGCGGAAUUCAAUAAAUCGAACGUCCCUUCCCUUGUCCAUUCGAAUCGAAAUUUUGAUUCCUCCUCGGAAUCUGGGCAAACGAAAAGAAAAAGAAAAAAAGGGAAAAAUUUAAUUCGUUCCUACUUCCAGUUCGACUAUCGCGAGAAUAUUCGCGAGAAUUACGAGCACUCAUUUCUCGAGAAUAUGAAAUUUAUAGCGGUCGCAUGCACGAGCUUGAUUUUAGCGAAAGAUUGUGGUCGAUCCGCGCCCCCGGGCCAUGUUUUUCUCGUUUUGACGGCAAUUUGCAACGAGUAGUCUCAUCCCGGGUUUAUCGUCGUCGUGACGCGUAUGCAUUAUGUCGAUAUUCCGCUACGUCGGGAAGAGAGAGCCUUUUAUCGUCGCCGAGUAACACGGAGCUUCGUAUUCUUUAAAUAGAGUUAACCGCCUUCGUAACUUCCUUUCUGCCGCUCGAAAUACACUCCACCAUUUUCUGCCAUGUUCCUUUCAUAAAUCAAUUCGAUUCAAAGUUAAGCUCUUUCAUUGCGGUUAUUAAAUCCACACUUCAAUUACACCGUAAUUGACAAACUUUCUCGCCGACUUAUCCAUUUUUUUUUUCCAAUUCCUUUACGAGAUUAAAAUCAAGAGAAAGUUAAAAUUUAUCCUUUAACCCUCCUCCCAGAGGAUCAAUUCUGAAAAUCGAUAUCCAUUCAAUCGGGAAAAUUAACUAAUAGUUUUACGAGAUCCUCGUGUCGAAAUCUGAUCGACUUCCGGUGAUACGGACCGCAUCAAUUACUCCCAUCAAUUACUCGGUGUUGAUACUGGCGGCGAUAUAUCGUCGUAUGGGGAGGUGAAUGUCAAGCCGGCCAUCAAGGCGUGACACGAUUACCGAGAACAGCGCGAAAACACGUUUGUGGUUGCGCUUCUAAGCCGCACGACCGAUAAACUUCGCACGAUGAUACGGUUGCGACGAGACAGAGCAGCGGGACAGUAGGGAACAGCGAGGGGCAAGAAGAGACGACGAGCAGCUGUUCCCCGAGGACGUCGACGGCCACGAUAACGAUGACGAUGACGACCACGCCGACAACUCCGACGUCCACGUCCACGAUGACUGUGACGUCAAUGGCAGCGCCACUCGUGCCCGCGGAAUCGGAGGCGUCGAUAUCGUCCACCGCGACGGAGCAGAGGCAGCGGCAACAGGCCCAACAGCCCCAUGCGGCCACCACGCCGGCUACGUCGUCCACCACGGCCUCCUCGUCCACAGAGGCCAACAAAUUGUCGACCAACGUCCUCUUCUCCUUACCUGCGUCGCCGAAAAAAUCCGCCUCUGAGUCGUCCACCAAGAUACCGAGCAAUAUAUCCAAAUCUCAAAUGAAAGAAUUCAGGGAAGCGUUCAGACUGUUCGACAAGGACGGGGACGGAAGCAUCACGAAGGAGGAACUCGGCAGGGUGAUGCGCUCGUUGGGGCAAUUCGCGAGGGCCGAGGAGCUGCGCACCAUGUUGCAGGAGAUCGACAUCGACGGAGAUGGAAAUGUCAGCUUCGAAGAGUUCGUGGAAAUCGUGAGCAACAUAGGUGCGAAUGAAACCGCCCCCACCGAUCAGGAUCAGGAAGAGCAGGAGCUGAGGGAUGCGUUUCGGGUAUUCGAUAAACACAAUCGAGGAUACAUCACCGCAUCCGAUUUGAGGGCAGUGCUGCAAUGUCUCGGCGAGGACUUGUCGGAAGAAGAGAUCGAGGAUAUGAUCAAGGAAGUGGACGUGGACGGAGACGGUCGUAUCGAUUUCUACGAAUUCGUCCACGCGCUCGGAGAGCCGGGGAUCGACGACGACGAGGAGGACGAGGAGGAGGAGGUGCUGUCCCCGGGCUACUAGGAUUUUACUUACUUUCUCGUGUCUGUGUUAGAUAGAACGAAUUAACGACGAGCCAGCGGACGACGGACAUACACGUUCGUCGCAUACUUUUUCCCCCCUCUGACAUUCACUUCGUUGCAUGUAAUUCGAGCGUCGUGGAUCGAAAUUCGAUCCGAUGUUCGAUGAUACGAUUUCUUCGAAAAAAAAAAUAUAUAUAUAUAUAUCUUUUGCUCGCGUUCGACGUUGUACAUCGAAUGAAGCAAAAAGAAAAAAAAGAAGAAAGAAGAAGAAAAAGAAGAAAAGAGCGGAACGAAGAAAGUAAGGAGAGGCGAGGAAAAUUUUAAAAUUCGCGCCGGCGCGAAAGAUAGUUGCGUUUCGAACCGAUAGAGCGUGCCACUCUCUGAUCCUACGACGAUUAGGUUAUCGCGCCAAUUCGAAACGCGAUGCAUCACGGCCUAUAGUUGUUACGCUCGUUACCUUUGAUCAAGGAUGUCAGAGGAUCUUUUUCGACAAGCAUCUAUCGUAAGAAUUGUAGAUACAACGCUUGGUGUGAUUUUAUGUUAUCCGAAUCGGGGCAGACUUAUUCGAUAAUUAUUAUCUUUCGCUACGCAAUAUAUCGAUAUAUUAAAAUCGUGGCGUCAUCAAGGAAAUUUGAUCGUUUCAAUUUCAACGAGAUUAUUAUUAUUUCCCUUAAAAAAAAUUACAUUCUUGAUACUUAAUUGCAACGUGAGCAAUAUGAAAGAUGUAGUUUAUAAGAGGAAAAGAAAAUUAGCUCGCGUUUCGUGUAACAUAACGUUCCAACAAGCGACGCGUCAUCUAAUCUUCUUCGUUAACUAAAACUGCUGCAAAGUAUCUAAAGACCGAUAAGCCUUCGUGGACCGUGCUCGACGAUUCAUUGCGAUGCGAGACGCGAGAGGUCGAUCAGGGAAACGGAGACACGAUCAUUGAUAAAAAGCGAUCUUCUUCUUCUGGAUUAAAAAAAAAGAAAAAAGAAAGAAAAAGAAAACGAAGAUUACAAUGAUUGUGCUCCUUUUCCCAAGACGAACGCCCAUUUCCUCGCUUAAUUACUCGUUCGACGAAUCUCUUGGUGUCCAGGUCGCCCGUGUCGAUCGAUCGGAAAAAGGAAAAAAAAAAAAAAAAGAAAAAAAGAAAAAAAGGAAAAAGUAAAAAAAAAGAGCGACCGAUUGAUAAUCGAUUUCUUCUCGUAAGAAUAUGUGGAUUUUUCGAUUUUAAUCUCUCUCUAAGUCUAAUCUUGUAUAAGUCACGUACUGUAUUCUCCAUCUAUAAAGUAAAAGUAAACGUAAGAGUUAAGAAGAAUCAAGCACCGCAAUAAAACACGAUCGAUCGCGAUCCGUUUAAAACCGGACGACGAUAGUAGAUUAUGUUAUUAGAGGUUGUUGCGUUCCCGCCAUUUUGGGGGGGGAACACGGACGAACGUGACGUGGACGUGACGUGAAAAACUGGCGCUUGCACUUGAAAGAGAAAAAGAAAAAAAGAAAAAAAAAAAAACUCUCGAGGGAUCCCGAUUCCCCACGCUCGAUUUUUACGAGCGCGGGACACAGCACGUGUCGAGGAAUCGAACGGUUGAAUUGUGAAUUUUAAAUCGAUCUUGAUCGCUUCGCUCUCCUUGAGCUUCGUACUGUGUACCUUAUUAACGAUAUCUCACUGUUACGCCAAAUAAGAGCCGCACGCUGUUUCAAAUAUUUUAAAGGGUCUAAUAAAUCUACUGAACAAAA